AUGGCGAUAAGAGAGGAUAUUGUCGCGUCUGCGGCCCAGUUUUUACAGGACCCAAGCGUCGCGUCUUCGCCGGUUGAGAAUCGAGUCUCUUUCCUCCGAAAUAAAAAUCUUACACAAGAGGAGAUUGACGCUGCCCUCGGUCGUGCGUCCGGAAGGGUCACAGAUUCACAUGAACCCAGGGCCGCAGCUCCUGUACAAGCGCCGCCACACCAAUACUAUAAUCAAUACGUUCAACCAAACCCAUGGCAGCAGCCUCCUCAACCGCAGUCGCCCCGGCGCGAUUGGAGAGACUGGUUCAUUAUGGCCACGGUGAUGGGAGGGUUUGGUUAUGGUCUUUAUUCACGAUACGUUUACCCUAUGAUCGCGCCGCCCACGCCGGAGAGGUUGGACCAAGAUAAGAAGGAUAUUUCCGACAAAUUUGACAAGACUUUUGCUUUAGUUGAGCAACUCGCGAGAGACACCGAGGCUCUCAAGGCCGCGGAGAAGGAUAGGACCGAGAGACUUGACACAGCCCUGGCAGAACUUGAGUCUGUCAUCAACGAGCUGAAAUCUACUAACAGGCGACGGGAAGAUGACGCUCAGAGAGCUCGAGAUGAAAUCCAGGCUCUCAAGGAGUCCAUACCUGCUGCCCUUGAUGCGCAAAAGUCUCUUGCCGACAGUCGUCUUAAAGAAGUCAAUUCAGAGCUCAUCAGCCUGAAAACCCUAAUCUCCAGGAUGAAUGCGCCGAGUAUUCCUGCCCCUCAGUCUCGACAAGUGGCCGGAAAUUCCAACAACAACGACAAUGAGCAGCAAAAGGAAGCUCCUUCCCAGGAGAAUACAGAGCUCUCGGAAACUGUCUCCACUACCAAGGGCAACGGUCACGCCUCGCCGCUUUCAGGAGGAACUACGACAGGAAAAGUCUCCAUCCCCGCCUGGCAGCUGGCUAUGGCUAAUAAAGGCUCCGCCGAUCCCGGGGCCGCCUCUUAA
Messenger RNA from Parascedosporium putredinis, 966 nucleotides. NCBI's taxonomy places the organism in Eukaryota, Fungi, Ascomycota, Sordariomycetes, Microascales, Microascaceae. The record is from the annotation of a GenBank genome assembly.